AUGUCUCUUCUGAACCCCGUCCUGCUGCCCCCCACGGUGAAGGCCUAUCUGAGCCAAGGGGAGCGCUUCAUCAAAUGGGAUGAUGAAACGACGAUAGCCUCUCCAGUUAUCCUCCGAGUGGAUCCCAAGGGCUACUACUUGUACUGGACCUAUCAGAGUAAGGAGAUGGAGCUUCUGGAUAUCACCAGCAUCCGGGACACCCGCUUUGGGAAGUUUGCCAAGAUGCCCAAGAGCCAGAAGCUCCGGGAAGUCUUCAACAUGAACAUCCCCGACAACUUCCUGCUGAAGACGCUCACAGUGGUAUCCGGCCCUGACAUGGUGGACCUCACCUUCCAUAACUUCGUCUCCUACAAGGAGAACGUGGGCAAGGACUGGGCUGAAGAUGUACUGGCUCUGGCCAAGCAUCCGCUGACGGCCAACGCCUCCCGCAGCACCUUCCUGGACAAGAUCCUUGUGAAGCUCAAGAUGCAGCUUAACCCUGAGGGCAAGAUUCCCGUGAAGAAUUUUUUCCAGAUGUUCCCUGCUGACCGCAAGCGGGUAGAAGCUGCCCUCAGCGCCUGCCACCUCCCCAAAGGCAAGAACGAUGCCAUCAAUCCCGAGGACUUCCCAGAGUCCGUGUACAAGAGCUUCCUCAUGAGCCUCUGUCCUCGGCCAGAAAUAGAUGAGAUCUUCACUUCCUACCACUCCAAGGCCAAACCCUAUAUGACUAAGGAGCACCUGGCCAAAUUCAUCAACCAGAAACAGCGCGACUCCAGGCUCAAUUCCCUGCUGUUUCCGCCAGCGCGUCCUGACCAGGUGCAGGGCCUCAUCGACAAAUAUGAGCCCAGAGGCAUCAACGUGCAGCGGGGCCAGCUGUCCCCCGAGGGCAUGGUGUGGUUUCUCUGCGGGCCGGAGAACAGCGUGCUGGCCCAGGACAAGCUGCUGCUGCACCAUGACAUGACCCAGCCGCUCAACCAUUACUUCAUUAACUCCUCCCACAACACCUACCUGACAGCCGGCCAGUUCUCAGGCCUUUCCUCUGCUGAGAUGUACCGCCAAGUGCUGCUGGCAGGCUGCCGCUGCGUGGAGCUGGACUGCUGGAAGGGGAAGCCCCCCGACGAGGAGCCCAUCAUCACCCACGGUUUCACCAUGACCACAGACAUCUAUUUCAAGGAAGCAAUCGAAGCCAUUGCAGAAAGUGCCUUUAAGACCUCCCCUUAUCCGGUCAUCCUGUCAUUUGAAAACCAUGUGGACUCACCCCGCCAACAGGCUAAGAUGGCCGAGUACUGCCGGACGAUGUUUGGGGAUAUGCUGCUCACAGAACCCCUGGAGAAGUUCCCGCUGAAACCUGGCAUCCCCCUGCCCAGCCCUGAGGAUCUCCGAGGCAAGAUCCUAAUCAAGAACAAGAAGAACCAGUUUUCUGGCCCUGCAUCCUCUGGCAAGGAGCUGGAUGGGGAGGCUGAGGGUAGCAGCCCACCCAGUGCCCCUGUGGGUGAGGAUACAGUGUGGGCUGGUGAGGAAGGGGCUGAGCUGGAGGAGGAGGAGGCGGAAGAGGAAGAGGAGGAGUCAGGAAACCUAGAUGAAGAAGGAAUAAAGAAGAUGCAAUCAGAUGAGGGCACAGCGGGCCUGGAGGUGACAGCCUACGAGGAGAUGUCCAGCCUAGUCAAUUACAUCCAGCCCACCAAGUUCAUCUCCUUCGAGCUCUCUGCCCAGAAGAACCGAAGUUAUGUUAUCUCCUCCUUCACGGAGCUCAAGGCUUACGAUCUGCUCUCCAAGUCCUCAGUGCAGUUUGUGGACUACAACAAGCGCCAGAUGAGCCGCAUCUACCCCAAGGGGACCCGCAUGGACUCCUCCAACUACAUGCCCCAGAUGUUCUGGAACGCUGGUUGUCAAAUGGUUGCCCUCAACUUCCAGACGAUGGACCUGCCCAUGCAGCAGAACAUGGCACUUUUCGAGUUCAACGGGCAGAGUGGCUACCUCCUCAAGCAUGAGUUCAUGCGUCGGUCGGACAAGCAGUUCAAUCCCUUCUCAGUGGACCGCAUCGACGUGGUGGUAGCCACCACCCUUUCCAUUACGGUGAUCUCUGGGCAGUUCCUGUCAGAACGCAGUGUGCGCACUUCUGUGGAAGUGGAGCUGUUUGGCCUUCCGGGAGAUCCCAAGAGGCGCUACCGCACCAAGCUGUCACCCAGUACCAACUCCAUCAAUCCGGUCUGGAAGGAGGAGCCCUUUGUCUUUGAGAAGAUCUUGAUGCCUGAGCUGGCUUCCCUCAGAGUCGCUGUGAUGGAGGAAGGCAACAAGUUUCUUGGACACCGCAUCAUCCCUAUCAGUGCCCUGAAUUCCGGAUAUCACCAUCUCUGUCUGCACAAUGAGAGCAACAUGCCGCUCACCAUGCCCGCGCUCUUUGUCUUCCUGGAGAUGAAGGACUAUGUGCCUGACACCUGGGCAGAUCUCACGGUGGCCCUCGCUAACCCUAUCAAGUUCUUCAGUGCCCAUGAUAAGAAGUCUGUGAAGCUCAAGGAAGCCAUGGGAGGCCAGCCCGAGAGUCCCUUCCCUCUUGGGAACCACCCUGCCAGCCAGGUCAACGGGGCAUCGGCUCCAACAAGCAAUGGGUCAGCAGCAGCCGGGGCCAAGGCCAGGGAGGAGGCCACGAAGGAAGCUGCGGAACCGCAGACCGCCAGCCUGGAGGAGCUGCGGGAGCUGAAGGGCGUCGUGAAGCUGCAGCGGCGCCAGGAGAAGGAGCUGCGGGAACUGGGGCGGCGCGGCGUGCGGCGCUGGGAGGAGCUGCUGCAGAGGGGCGCGGAGCAGCUGGCCGGGCUCGGGCCGCCGGGCGCGGGUGGCGGCGGCGGGUGCCGGGGCCGCAAGCUCGGCUCGGGCAAGGGAUCCCGCAAAAAGAGGACCCUGCCCGGCGAGGACACCGCCGCGGCGGCGUCGGCGGAAGGCCCCGAGGGCGAGGACGUGCGCCUGCGAGAGCUGAGGGACAGUCUGGAGCUGGAGCUGCUGCAGCUGGGCGAAGAGCAGUGCGAGUGUGUCCUGAAGCUCAAGGAGCAGCACGCGGCCCAGCAAAUGACCAAGAUGAUGGAGCUGGCCAGGGAGAAACAGGCUGCAGAGCGGAAGACCCUCAAGGAGACCUUGGAGACUGACACCAAAGAGAUGAAGAAGAAGCUGGAGGCCAAGAGGCUGGAGCGGAUCCAGGCCAUGAUGAAGGUCACCACAGAUAAGAUGGCUCAGGAGAGGCUGAAGAGAGAGAUUAACAACUCCCACAUCCAGGAGGUGGUGCAGGUGAUCAAGCAGAUGACGGAGAACCUGGAGAGGCACCAGGAGAAGUUGGAGGAGAAGCAGGCAGCCUGCCUGGAACAGAUCCAGGAGAUGGAAAAACAGUUCCAGCAGGAGGCGAUGACAGAGUACGAGGCCAAGAUGAAGGGCCUGGAGGUGGAAGUGAAGGAGUCAGUGAGGACCUGCCUCCGGGCCUGCUUCCCCUCUGAGGAGGAGGACAAGUCUGAGAGACCCUGCGUGGCCUCCAGGGAGCUGUGUGAGCAGGACACACUCGCAGAGCAGGCAGAGACCCAGGAGAGCCACCUCUGA
Molecule: messenger RNA, 3561 nt
Organism: Rangifer tarandus platyrhynchus (Svalbard reindeer)
Lineage: Eukaryota; Metazoa; Chordata; Mammalia; Artiodactyla; Cervidae
Source: the annotation of a GenBank genome assembly